AGAAAUAAUAGUCACUUGUAAAAAUGAUAUUGAUACUCCUGCUAAGAUUUAUGGUUUUAGCUCAUCUAAAACACGUGACAUAAACUGUGAAAAAGAAGCUGAUGCAUCAUUUUGUUCAAUAAAACUAAGUGUAACUGCAUCAAAUGGGAUUGUAAAAGUAGCUUAUAUUGAAUCAUUAGAUUACGUUAAAGAAGCUUUAAAAUAUUGGAUAAGUCCUGAUCACAAACAUGAUUGUAUAUUGUAA
Funneliformis mosseae is the source of this 244-nucleotide messenger RNA. The record is from the annotation of a GenBank genome assembly. NCBI's taxonomy places the organism in Eukaryota, Fungi, Glomeromycota, Glomeromycetes, Glomerales, Glomeraceae.